This is a messenger RNA of Medicago truncatula (barrel medic), 2658 nucleotides long. Its product is annotated as AP2-like ethylene-responsive transcription factor ANT. Gene Ontology annotation, molecular function: DNA-binding transcription factor activity; DNA binding. The coding region runs from base 403 to 2379 and encodes 658 amino acids. Gene Ontology annotation, biological process: regulation of DNA-templated transcription. The transcript is spliced from 9 exons. The record is from RefSeq and is a predicted model, not a curated record. NCBI's taxonomy places the organism in Eukaryota, Viridiplantae, Streptophyta, Magnoliopsida, Fabales, Fabaceae.
UAUUUUCCAAUAGGGUUUUCAAUUAUUUAUUAUCAUACAAAAGAGUGUGAUAAGUGAGAACACACUCUUAACACAAAAGCAAAAAAAAGGGAAUGAAAGGAGCGUAGAAUAAAGCAAAAGUGAAGGUCUUUCUCAUACACGGAUCCCCAUAGAAUGAAGGCCUAGCAUUGCUUGCUGGAAUACAUUCUUUUUGUUUAGUUUAAAGGAACUUGCUUUGUUCCCUUUAGAUAUACAUAUACCCUUAUAUACUAACUAAGGCACACAAAAACCAAAGAGAGUUUAUAGAUAUAUUUCAUUACAUUGUUUGUUAGAUACUUAGAUAUGGUAUGAUUAGUAUAUGAUUGAGUUGCAUUGCUUCUAGACAUAUUUUCCUUGUUAUUUUGUUAUCUUGUGAGAGAAAAUAUGAAGAGAAUGGAAAACAAUGAUGAUAGUGUUGACAUUAACAAUGAAAAUAACUGGUUAGGUUUUUCACUCUCUCCUCAAAUGAAUAAUAUUGGUGUUUCUUCACACACUCAUCAUCAUUCACUACCUUCUGCUACUGCUACUGCUUCUGAAGUAGUUCCACUUCAAGCAAGCUUUUACCAUUCUUCACCUCUUAGUAACUUUUGUUACUCUUAUGGACUUGAACAUGAAAAUGCUGGCUUGUAUUCAUUACUUCCCAUUAUGCCUCUCAAAUCUGAUGGAUCUCUUUUUGAAAUGGAAGCUCUUAGCAGGUCACAAACACAAGCAAUGAGUACUACUUCAGCACCAAAACUAGAGAAUUUUUUAGGUAAUGAAGCUAUGGGGACCCCUCAUUAUGCAUGUAGUAGUACUGUGACAGAAACAAUGCCUUUGAGUUUAGACAGCAUGUUCCAAAAUCAAAUUCAACAAAACAUGAACAUGAACAACCAACAACAUUUGUCAUAUUAUAACUCAACUUUGAGAAACCAUGAGUUGAUGUUAGAAGGGUCAAAGCAAAGUCAAACAUCAAGUGGAAAUUUCCAUCAAUCAAACAUGGGUGAAGAUCAUGGACUUAGUGGUUUAAAGAACUGGGUUUUAAGGAAUUUUCCAGCUAGUCAUGGACAUGAUCAGUCAAAGAUGAUUGUUCCCGUUGUAGAGGAAAAUGAAGGUGAAUGUGGAUCCAAUAUUGGAUCAAUGGCUUAUGGAGAUUUGCAUUCUUUGAGCUUGUCAAUGAGUCCUAGCUCUCAGUCUAGCUGUGUUACAACCUCUCAGAAUAUGUCAUCUGCUGUUGUUGAAAAUUCUGUUGCUAUGGAUACAAAGAAAAGAGGAAGUGAAAAAUUUGAGCAGAAGCAAAUUGUUCAUAGGAAAUCUAUUGAUACUUUUGGUCAAAGAACCUCUCAAUAUAGAGGUGUAACAAGGCAUAGGUGGACUGGGAGAUAUGAAGCUCAUUUAUGGGACAACAGUUGCAAGAAAGAAGGCCAAAGCAGAAAAGGAAGACAAGUUUAUCUUGGUGGUUAUGAUAUGGAAGAAAAAGCUGCUAGAGCUUAUGAUCAAGCAGCACUCAAGUAUUGGGGACCAUCUACUCACAUAAACUUCCCUUUGGAAAAUUAUCAAAAUCAACUUGAGGAAAUGAAGAAUAUGACAAGACAGGAAUAUGUUGCUCAUUUAAGAAGAAAAAGCAGUGGAUUCUCAAGAGGGGCAUCCAUGUACAGAGGAGUAACAAGACAUCACCAACAUGGAAGAUGGCAAGCUAGAAUUGGUAGAGUGGCUGGUAAUAAAGAUCUAUAUCUUGGAACUUUCAGUACUCAAGAGGAAGCAGCUGAAGCCUAUGACAUUGCAGCUAUAAAAUUCAGAGGAGCUAAUGCAGUGACCAACUUUGAUAUAAUAAAAUAUGAUGUUGAAAAAAUCAUGGCUAGUAGUAACCUUCUUAACAUUGAACAAGCUAGAAGGAACAAAGAGGUGGUAGAUAUUAGUUCAACUCAAUACAUUGAUCAGAACAAGCCUUCUUCUGCAUAUGACAACAACAGCACUCAAGAAGCCAUUUCAAUGCAGAAGAGUAUGGUUCUGUAUCAAUCCUCCCAACAUCAACAACUUCAACAGAAUCAACCAAGAUUUGAGAAUGAAAGAACUCAUCAAACUUUUUCCUCAGUGUCUUUGGAUAACAUGUUUCAUCAAGAAGUAGUUGAGGAAGCAAGUAAGAUGAGAACACAUGUGUCAAAUGCUUCUUCAUUGGCUACAAGUUUGAGUAGUUCAAGAGAAGGUACUCCAGAUAGAACAAGCUUGCAAAAUCUCUCUGGAAUAAUGCCUUCAACAGCUUCAAAACUAUUGGUUACUUCUGCUCCAAAUAGUAAUUUGAAUUCUUGGGACCCUUCACAACAUCUUAGGCCUUCCCUUUCUUUGCCUCAGAUGCCAGUUUUUGCUGCAUGGACUGAUGCAUAGUCCCUUUCUUUUUCUCUCUAUCACACUCUCAAGUAAAAUUUCAAUUUUUUUUUUUUUUUUUUUACUUUUUGCAUGGAGGGACAAUAUGUAAGAAAUGGUGAUGGGAGCUAGUAAAAUUGAGGGUUUACUUCAUUAUUGAACUUUUUUUUUUAUAUAAAAAAGUUUAGAUAAGUUAAAUCUCACAUGAUCACUUGUGUCAAGGCAUGUUUCGAGGCUCGAAAUACUGCUUGAACCUUUUAAGUAACUACAUUUGAAUAGUUAAGACAAGAAUUGCCUAAA